Mycosarcoma maydis (corn smut) is the source of this 1080-nucleotide messenger RNA. RefSeq lists its product as uncharacterized. Lineage: Eukaryota; Fungi; Basidiomycota; Ustilaginomycetes; Ustilaginales. The record is from RefSeq and is a predicted model, not a curated record. The transcript has a single exon. The coding region runs from base 1 to 1080 and encodes 359 amino acids.
AUGGCCACGGAAGCUCUGCUGCCCCUGGGCGCAGCCUACAAUGGUGCAACUCAGACUUCUCUUGACUCUGACAAGGCCGCCGCCGGCAACGAAUACUUUCCCACCGUCUUCAACCCAGCCACUGUGCACGAAAAGGGUCGAGCCGUCAUCGGCGUCGGUCGAGCCUCUCUCACCAAGUCUGGCCCACUGGAUGGCUUCAAGCUGUACUACGAGGUGCACGGCACCGGCGCGAUCAAAGUUGUUUUCGUCAUGGGUCUUAACAACUCAUGCUUUGGCUGGUUACCGCAGGUGGAACAUCUUUCCAAGGAUCCACGAUACUCGUGUCUCGUCUUCGACAAUCGGGGCGUUAGCAAUUCCGAGACUCCUACUGGAUGGUACAAGACGUCUGAAAUGGCGCAGGAUGCGUUUGAGCUAUUGAAGCAUGUUGGAUGGAUCAAAGAUGGGGAGCAACACCAGAGGAGCGUACACGUGGCAGGCGUUUCUAUGGGUGGAAUGAUUGCCUUGGAGAUGGCCAAGCAGAAGCCUGAGGUGAUUUCGUCGUUGACGCUCAUCUCGACUACUGCGGGGAGGAGGUAUCGAACGCCUACGUACGGCUUGACCUCGCUCGCGCGCGUCCUGGGAGGCAGGGUUUUAGGCUUCGACAGCGAAGAGUAUCGACUGAACCGUCUCAUCACCACCCUCUUCCCUUCCACCUGGCUCAGCCAGACUUCCCCCAACGAUCCUCAAGGCCGAACCCACCAGGAGGUGCUCUACGAAAUGUUCAAAUGGCGCUUCCAGUUUACCACCAGACAGUCACUCCACGGUGCGGUGAGCCAGAUGAAAGCCGCUCUUUCGCAUUUCGUCGCUGAUACCGACUUGGCCAAGAUCAAUACAGACGUCCCCAAGAUCUGCAUCUUGACCGGCGAUAUCGACUACUUGGUGGACCCGAGGAACUCGUUCUUUUUGAAGGAAAAACUCUCCAACGCCGAGUUUCACCAAUUCACACAGGCCGGCCAUGCUCUCGGCAACCAGCUCACAGAUCAGGUGAAUUCGAUCCUGGAAAAAGUCAUCGCCGAGGGCGAGGACAAGUCGAAAGCAUAG